AUGACGGGAGGAUCGAAAUUCGAGGUCUCGAAAUUUGAUGGUCAUGGCAAUUUCAGAUUAUGGCAGACGAGAGUAAAAGAUUUAUUGGCGCAGCAAGGAAUUCAGAAAAGGCUGCGUGCAGAAAAGCCAAAGGGGAUGGAAGACGAUGAUUGGCAAGAUCUGCAGGAACGGGCGGCCGAGACAAUUCGGUUGUGCCUUGCAGAUGAAGUUAUGUAUCACGUUAUGCAUCUCAAAUCGGCGGAUGAGAUCUGGAAGAAACUGGAAUCGCAGUUCAUGUCGAAAACCCUAACGACAAAACUGUAUCUAAAGCAGAGGUUAUACGGGCUGAAGAUGCAGGAGGGGACCGAUUUUAUGGCAACAUGUAAAUAUCUUCAAUCAGAAACGAUCAAGACUGAGGAGAUUACUUCAGCGUUGUUGGCUCACAACCAGCGGAAACAGAAAUCUGGAGAGUCAUCUUCUCAAAGUGACAAUUUAUAUGUGAAGGGUAACCAGGAUCGUGGAAGGAAACAGGUGCGGGAUAAUUCAGGAAAUCGGAAUUUCAGAUCCAAGUCGCGAGACAAAUAG
This is a messenger RNA of Striga hermonthica, 564 nucleotides long. The record is from the annotation of a GenBank genome assembly. NCBI's taxonomy places the organism in Eukaryota, Viridiplantae, Streptophyta, Magnoliopsida, Lamiales, Orobanchaceae.